Messenger RNA from Stereum hirsutum FP-91666 SS1, 1993 nucleotides. RefSeq lists its product as uncharacterized. The record is from RefSeq and is a predicted model, not a curated record. The transcript is spliced from 6 exons. Gene Ontology annotation, cellular component: spliceosomal complex. Gene Ontology annotation, biological process: mRNA splicing, via spliceosome. NCBI's taxonomy places the organism in Eukaryota, Fungi, Basidiomycota, Agaricomycetes, Russulales, Stereaceae. Bases 27 to 1784 code for a protein of 585 amino acids.
AUCACUCUCUUCAUACUUCUCCUACUAUGAUGGCCACUGCUCUCGCCGCUGCUCUUCCGGCACCUGUCAAUGGGCCAGCUAUCUCGGAAGACGACGACCUUGACUUCGAGCAGCCUCAGGCCUCAGCAUCGACACAAGCUGUCUCAAUACGCACCGUCGUUCCACCCUAUGGUCAGAGAAAAGGGUGGAAGCCAAAAUCACAGGAAGAUUAUGGCGACGGUGGGGCGUAUCCCGAGUGCCAUGUCGCACAGUAUCCUCUCGAGAUGGGCCGCAAGAAGGCCUCAUCCGGAAACACUCUCGCUCUGCAAGUCGACAGCGAAGGGAAUGUUCGCUACGACGCCAUCGCUCACCAAGGUCAACGCCAAGGCAAAUAUGUCCAAUCCCAAUUCAAGGACCUCGUCCCCCUUUCCCACCGCAAAGACCUCUCCGAAGAGUCCCGUGCCAUGGAGCGCCCAUCCGAAGAGGACGUUCAAUCCACAACCGAAAAGACUCGUCUCGCGCUCGAAAAACUCGUCAAUGGCAAGAUCAAAGCCGCCCAGCCCAAGAACGUUCCCGAUAGCCAGGGCAAGUCUCAAUUCAUUCGUUACACGCCUGGACAGCAGGGCAAUGGCGCGGAUGGGUUGAAGCAAAGGAUUAUCAAGAUGACGGAUGUGGUAGAGGAUCCGUUAGAGCCGCCAAGGUUUAAGCAUAAGAAGAUUCCGAGGGGCCCACCAAGUCCGCCACCGCCGGUGUUGAGGAGUCCGCCGAGGAAAGCGACGGCGCAGGAGCAGAAGGAGUGGAUGAUUCCGCCUUGUAUCUCGAACUGGAAGAACAACAAGGGUUUCACCAUCCCGCUCGACAAGCGGUUGGCUGCUGAUGGUCGUGGCUUGCAAGAUGUGCACAUCAACGACAACUUUGCCAAAUUCUCAGAAGCUCUCUUCGUCGCAGACCGUCAUGCUCGCGAGGAAGUCCGCCAACGUGCGCUCAUGCAGCAGAAACUUGCCGAGAAGGAAAAGGCCUCUCGCGAAGAAUCACUCCGUCAAAUGGCCCAACGCGCUCGAGAGGAACGCUCCGGCAUCGCUCCCUCUCGUCCCACAGCCGAAUCACAGGCCGCCAUGAAGUCUUCAUUAGCUGCCUACGGGAGCGACAGCGGGUCCGACUCCGAACCCUCGGACGAGGAGAAGGACGAAGCGGAGGACGAAGAUGCUGCGAAGGUGCGAGACGAGAUGCGUGCCGAGAAGAGGAGGGAACGCGAGCGAGAGAUGAGGAUGAACAAUAUGGGUACGGAGCAACGUGCGAAGAUGUUGGCGAGACAACAGAACCGCGAUAUCUCAGAGAAGAUUGCACUCGGCCUCGCCAAGCCCACGAUGUCGAAGGAGUCAAUGCUCGAUUCGAGGUUAUUCAACCAGGAAUCUCUGUCGAAUUCCUUCGGAGACGACGAGAACUACGGGUUGUAUGAUAAGCCUUUGUUCCACGGUUCGAGCGCAAGCGCGGCAAUUUACAAGGCACGUGGGAAUAUUGAAGAGGGCAACGAGGAGUCUUAUGGUGGUGGGACUGAGGAGGGUAUUGGGAAGGCUUUACAGAGCGAUAGAUUCGGCCUUGGUGAGGCCAGAGUUGGGUUCGAGGGUGCGAAAGAUCAGGAGAUCAGGGAGGGCCCGGUACAGUUCGAGAAGGACACGUCCGACGUAUUUGGUGUGGACAAGUUCUUGGAUGAGGCGAAGAGUGGGAGGAAGAGAGGAUUGGAUUCGGAAGCGUCUGGAGCACGGAAACGACACCAGCUUGAGAAGGCUUCAGAGCGGGAGUGAUGGCCUUGAGCUGUUGUUUUCUGGCCCUCCCCUCUUUCUCUUUCUUGUGUACAUACAUGUUUUGUUCAACUCUUGUGGCCCACGUUUCCAUGACCACAUCUUCUGUCCUGCUCCUGGUAUGAUUAUUGUACGAUUUUCCCAUUUCCCCGACAGCUUUCCCGCGCCCUCUAUCUUACUCACCGCAUGUGACAAAAUUAGAAAAGAAACAC